AAGAUUCAUUGAAGGCAGCGGGGACAUAAAACUACAGCGUCUGGCCCGAAGCGGUCGGUGCUGAGUUUGUGCUCCUGAUCGCGGUCCUGCCGCUGGAAUUCCCCCAUCGGGUUUUGGGAAGGGUGACUGUCGAAUGGUCCGGCUUUUGUAACUGGGGAUACACACUGAAAUACUGAGAGAAGCCUCCGCUCCACUUGCACCCCUUUUUUCUUUCUCCCUCAAGGGCCCUGCAUGUCUAAUAUUUAGACAUGACCAGCUUUGUGGAUUCCAGGACUCUACUGCUACUUGUAGCAACUCAAGUUUUUCUAUUAAACGUUGUGAGAUGUCAGGAGGAUUUUGACCAGGAUGGAAAUUUAAGCUGUGAACAAGAUGGACAACGCUAUAGUGACAAGGAUGUGUGGAAACCGGAGCCUUGUCGCAUCUGUGUGUGCGACACCGGAACCGUCCUCUGUGAUGAUAUUGUCUGCGAAGAGCUAAAAGACUGCCCCAAACCUGAAAUCCCAUUUGGAGAGUGUUGCCCCAUCUGCACAGCUGACCGGCCUCCACCCAUUGGAGUACCUGGAGCUAAGGGUCAGAAAGGUGAACCUGGAGACAUUACUGAUGUUGUAGGACCAAGAGGACCAUCUGGCCCAAUGGGCCCACCAGGAGAGCAAGGACCCCGUGGACCAAGAGGAGAAAAAGGAGAGAAGGGAAGUCCUGGUCCUCGCGGCAGAGAUGGUGAACCUGGCACCCCCGGAAAUCCUGGCCCCCCUGGACCUCCCGGACCUAAUGGGCCCCCUGGUCUUGGUGGGAACUUUGCUGCUCAGAUGACAAGUGGUUUUGACGAGAAGGCCGGCGGCGCACAAAUGGGAGUGAUGCAAGGACCAAUGGGCCCUAUGGGUCCCAGAGGACCACCUGGCCCCUCUGGAUCGCCUGGCCCACAAGGUUUCCAAGGUAACCCAGGAGAAGCUGGAGAACCUGGACAAGCUGGUCCCAUGGGUCCCCGAGGGCCACCUGGACCUCCUGGCAAGGCUGGAGAUGAUGGUGAUGCUGGAAAACCUGGUAAACCUGGUGACCGCGGACCUACUGGACCACAGGGAGCUCGAGGAUUCCCAGGAACCCCCGGUUUGCCGGGCAUCAAAGGACACCGAGGUUAUCCGGGUCUUGAUGGUGCAAAGGGAGAGACGGGAGCUGUGGGCGCUAAGGGUCAUAGCGGCGCUCCUGGAGAAAAUGGCGCUCCUGGACCAUGGGACCUCGAUGGUUUGCCUGGAGAGAGAGGUCUUCCAGGACCCAGCGGAGCUGCUGGUGCACGUGGAAAUGACGGCUUGUCUGGCCCCGCUGGACCCCCUGGCCCUGUCGGUCCUUCUGGAGCUCCAGGCUUCCCUGGUUCUCCCGGUGCAAAGGGCGAAGCUGGUCCCACUGGUGCUCGCGGACCUGAGGGUGCACAAGGACCCCGUGGAGAGUCAGGGACUCCUGGAUCACCCGGCCCAUCUGGGGCCUCUGGUAACCCUGGUACUGAUGGUAUCCCUGGAUCUAAAGGAUCAGCUGGUGCCCCUGGUAUUGCUGGAGCCCCUGGUUUUCCUGGACCUCGUGGUCCUCCUGGGCCACAGGGAGCAACUGGACCCCUUGGGCCCAAAGGAACAUCUGGUGACCCGGGUAUUCCGGGAUUCAAAGGAGAAGCCGGACCCAAAGGAGAAAUUGGACCAGUUGGUCUGCAAGGACCUCAUGGUCUGCAAGGAGAAGAGGGUAAGAGAGGCCCCAGGGGUGAACCCGGCGCUCCUGGACCACUCGGACCUCCUGGAGAGAGAGGAGCCCCUGGCAAUCGUGGUUUCCCUGGUCAAGAUGGUCUGGCUGGUCCCAAGGGGGCCCCUGGUGAGCGUGGACCCGCUGGGGCCAGUGGUCCCAAAGGUGCUAACGGUGACCCUGGACGUCCUGGAGAACCUGGUCUGCCUGGUGCCAGAGGUCUUACUGGGCGUCCUGGAGAUGCUGGCCCACAAGGCAAAGUUGGACCUUCUGGAGCCUCUGGUGAGGAUGGUCGGCCCGGACCCCCUGGCCCACAAGGUGCACGUGGACAGCCUGGUGUCAUGGGAUUCCCUGGACCCAAGGGAGCAACUGGUGAAUCUGGCAAGGCUGGUGAGAAAGGACUGGCUGGUGCUCCUGGUCUAAGAGGUCUGCCUGGCAAAGAUGGAGAAACCGGUGCUGCUGGCCCCCCUGGCCCCGCUGGCCCUGCUGGAGAGAGAGGUGAACAAGGACAACCUGGUCCCUCAGGGUUCCAGGGUCUACCUGGACCUCCUGGUCCUCCUGGGGAGGGAGGAAAGCCUGGAGAUCAGGGUGUUCCCGGAGAGGCUGGUGCUAACGGUGCGACUGGACCCAGAGGUGAGCGGGGUUUCCCUGGAGAGAGAGGAGCCGCUGGCCCUCAGGGUCUGCAGGGCCCACGAGGUCUGCCAGGAACGCCUGGAACUGACGGACCAAAGGGAGCUAUUGGACCAGCUGGAGCUGGAGGAGCACAGGGACCUCCUGGUCUGCAGGGCAUGCCUGGAGAGAGAGGAGGCUCUGGCAUUCCUGGGCCAAAAGGGAGACAGAGUUACGGUGAUAUUGGAGAGAAAGGACCUGAAGGUGCUCCUGGCAAAGAUGGUGGCAGAGGUCUCACGGGUCCCAUUGGUCCCCCUGGUCCAUCUGGCCCCAACGGAGAGAAGGGUGAAUCUGGUCCUGCUGGUCCUGUUGGGGCUCCUGGUACCCGUGGUGCUCCUGGGGAGACGGGACCUCCUGGACCUGCUGGAUUUGCUGGACCCCCUGGUGCGGAUGGUCAGCCUGGAAUCAAGGGAGAGCAGGGAGAAACUGGACAGAAGGGUGAAGCUGGAGCACCUGGACCUCAAGGACCUUCUGGUGCCCCUGGACCUGCAGGUCCUACUGGUGUUUUUGGUCCUAAAGGUGCCCGUGGAGCUCAAGGACCUUCUGGUGCCACUGGUUUCCCUGGAGCUGCUGGCAGAGUCGGACCUCCUGGUCCCAAUGGCAAUCCUGGACCUCCUGGACCUGCUGGCCCUCCUGGUAAAGAUGGACCCAAGGGUGUGAGAGGAGACGGCGGACCUCCAGGCAGACAGGGUGAUGCUGGGCUUCGAGGUCCUGCUGGUGCCCCAGGAGAAAAGGGAGAUGCUGGAGAGGACGGUCCUCCUGGUGCUCCAGGUCCUUCAGGUCCUCAGGGUUUGGCCGGCCAGCGGGGUAUUGUGGGUCUGCCCGGACAACGUGGUGAGAGAGGUUUCCCAGGUCUGCCUGGGCCUUCCGGUGAGCCGGGAAAGCAGGGAGCUACUGGUGGUGCAGAGGACCGUGGCCACCCAGGACCUGUUGGACCACCAGGACUCACCGGACCUGCUGGAGAGCCUGGCAGAGAGGGAAACCCUGGCUCUGAUGGACCUCCUGGCCGAGACGGUGCUGCUGGAGUCAAGGGUGAACGUGGUAACACCGGUCCUGUUGGUGCACCUGGUGCUCCAGGUGCUCCUGGUGCUCCUGGACCAGUAGGUCCCACGGGCAAACAGGGAGACCGAGGAGAAUCUGGUGCUCAAGGACCUGCUGGACCUUCAGGACCUGCUGGGGCCAGAGGAAUGCCUGGACCUCAAGGACCCCGCGGUGAUAAGGGUGAAGCAGGAGAGUCUGGUGAGAGAGGACAGAAAGGACACAGAGGCUUCACAGGUCUGCAGGGUCUGCCUGGACCUCCGGGUCAAGCUGGAGACCAGGGUGCUACUGGACCUGCUGGACCUUCUGGGCAACGUGGACCACCCGGACCUAUUGGUCCUGCUGGAAAAGACGGUGCCGAUGGUCUGCCAGGACCUAUUGGACCUCCAGGACCUCGUGGUCGCAGCGGAGACACAGGACCCGCUGGGCCCCCUGGAAAUCCUGGACCCCCUGGUCCUCCCGGCCCUGCUGGUCCUGGCAUCGAUAUGUCUGCCUUUGCAGGCCUGUCCCAGACUGAGAAGGGUCCAGAUCCCCUCAGGUACAUGAGGGCUGACCAGGCUUCUGGAAACCUCCGUCAGCACGAUGCCGAGGUAGAUGCCACACUCAAAUCCCUCAACAACCAGAUUGAAAACAUCCGCAGUCCCGAGGGAUCCAAGAAGAACCCGGCUCGUACCUGCAGAGACCUGAAGCUCUGCCAUCCUGACUGGAAAAGUGGCGAGUAUUGGAUUGACCCCAAUCAGGGGUGCACCGUAGAUGCAAUGAAAGUCUACUGCAACAUGGACACAGGCGAGUCAUGUGUCUACCCCAAACCAGCCAGCAUCCCUCGCAAGAACUGGUGGUCCAGCAAGAGCAAAGACCGCAAACACAUUUGGUUUGGAGAGACAAUGAACGGAGGAUUCCACUUCAGCUAUGGUGAUGACAGCCUGGCACCAAACACCGCUGCCAUCCAGAUGACUUUCCUGAGACUGCUGUCAACCGAGGCUUCACAAAACCUCACCUACCACUGCAAGAAUAGCGUGGCUUACAUGGACGCCUCAUUAGGCAACCUGAAGAAGGCCGUGCUGCUGCAGGGAUCCAACGAUGUGGAGAUCAGAGCCGAGGGCAACAGCCGAUUCACGUACAGCGUGAUGACGGAUGGCUGCACGAAACACUCAGGAGACUGGGGUAAGACGGUGAUCGAGUACCGGUCGCAGAAGACCUCUCGGCUGCCCAUUGUGGACAUUGCCCCCCUGGAUAUUGGUGGAGCAGACCAAGAGUUUGGAGUUGACAUCGGGCCAGUCUGCUUCUUGUAAAGAAUGAGUGAUCAAAAGAGGGAGAAGAAGAAAUUUUUUAAAAUUUGAAAGAGGAGCACACUUCGACUUAAGGCGGAGAGAAAGAGAGAAAAUGAAUAAAAUCGAGACACUUUUUUUCUAAACGGGACUUUUACUAAGUAAAAAGUGCUUUUCCAAGUUGAACUCCGUAGGAUAUCUGCACUGAAUGACACCCGCAACUGUCAUCUGUGAUUGGUCUUGUAGCGCCUCCAGCCAACACACCCACUCCCCCCCUGCCCCAUGGACACCCAGCACCCCCAUGCCAGUCUAUGUCCUCGCCCCAUCAACAUGUUGAAGGAAGUAUGAGAAGAUGAUGGGAACAUCCCAGGGAACAAGAGAGGGAAAAUGUGUCGGUGUUAUUUAUUUAUUGUUUAGGUUUGACUCCCAGGUGUAGUUGUUCUUUGUUUCUAAUUCAUGCAAAGCCCACUUCCACAUAUUUAUAUAAAAGCCUGAUCCACCAGCAUCUUCUUUUACUUCUUCCUUUUUGCCAUCCUAUCUCUUCAAAAGCAACAAAAAAGAAAAUGUAGCAAAAUUUAAAGAUUUCCUAUUUCUAACACCAGAUUGUGUAUCGUAAUGUUACUGUGUAUUAUAAUAAAAUCAAUGGUGCUAUUGUUCUAAAAGGCUUUUUUUGUACAACAAAGUGCUAAUUUGUAGUGAUAUGUGUAUAUAUGUAUAUAUUUGUGUGUAUACAUAUAUAUACAGUUUGUCACACAGUGCAAUAUACUCUGGGAUUUCUGGGUGUUAAAGGGUAACUAUGGAUUGUUUUCAACCUGGACCCUAUUUCUAUAUGUUCUGGGUUUGCUUUUCAUAUGGGACAAAAAUUAUUUUAAUAAUUUCAGUAUUGACUUAGAACACAAACACUGUCACGGGCUAAAUAAGCUAUACAGUGUAAAUCUAUAGGGCAAACUAAAAACCUCAGUGUGAAAAUGACAUUACAAAUGUCUGGUAAUAUGGAGAGAAUCACUACAGCGGUACAUGUGCAUGUUUACCUCAGUAAGUGUAAAGAAUCUUUUUAAAACUGCUGAUUAUAGUUAGCAUCUUGCCUUGGCUGCUUUCUGUUUUGAUGAUGUCGCUUUGCACUAAGUCAUUACAUCAAUUGUUGAUGAGACGCGUGUUCCUGAUGAAAGCGCUUUUAAGCACAAGAACUUGUAAUGACUUAGUGCAGAGCGCCGGCACCACAACACAAGAAGGCUAAUGUAAGAUGCUAACUCUAUGAGUUGUUUGUAAGUUUCUUUACAUUUACUGAAAUAAACAUUUAAAUGUGUACCUCUGAAGGGAUCCUCUCCAUGCUACCAAACACGUCUAAAGAUAUUCUAGCCUCUAGGAUUUUAACUUGUCCCACAGGCUGUCAUUGUAUAGCCAUUCAGCCCAUGAUGGUCUUUGUGUUCUAAAUCAAUACUUGAAUGAUUAAAACUGUUUUUGUAGAGAAUGAAAAGUUUUACACAAAAGCAUAAAAAAGAGUUCAGGUAGAAAAA
This is a messenger RNA of Thalassophryne amazonica, 6214 nucleotides long. RefSeq names its product collagen, type II, alpha 1b (gene col2a1b). Gene Ontology annotation, cellular component: collagen type II trimer. Lineage: Eukaryota; Metazoa; Chordata; Actinopteri; Batrachoidiformes; Batrachoididae. The record is from RefSeq and is a predicted model, not a curated record. Gene Ontology annotation, molecular function: protein binding; extracellular matrix structural constituent.